Molecule: messenger RNA, 2045 nt
Organism: Mercurialis annua (annual mercury)
Lineage: Eukaryota; Viridiplantae; Streptophyta; Magnoliopsida; Malpighiales; Euphorbiaceae
Product: 1-aminocyclopropane-1-carboxylate synthase-like
Exons: 3
Coding region: 168-1622 (484 amino acids)
Biological process (GO): amino acid metabolic process; biosynthetic process
Molecular function (GO): pyridoxal phosphate binding; transaminase activity
Source: RefSeq, a predicted model, not a curated record
UCAUAUCUAACAAUUCUUACUUAUUCAUUUUCAAAAAAAUAAAAAACAAACAAACUUCAUAUACUGAUCGAUAUUUAUUACUCCAUAUAGUUUCUCUCAUUGAAAACCUGUACCGUUAUUUAUCACUGUACACAUUUUUUCUCGCUAAAAACUUGUAGCCCUUGACAAUGGUAAGCGGUCAGCUUUUGUCUAGAAUUGCGACUAACGAAGGACAUGGCGAAAACUCUCCGUAUUUCGACGGAUGGAAGGCUUACGAUAUGAAUCCUUUUCAUUCUACGGAUAAUCCUGACGGUGUUAUCCAAAUGGGGCUUGCGGAAAAUCAGCUUUGUUUCGAUUUGAUACGAGACUGGAUUAAGAGAAAUCCUGAAGCUUCCAUUUGUACUCCUGAGGGAGUUGAUAAGUUUAAGGAUAUAGCUAACUUUCAGGAUUAUCAUGGCUUGCCGGAGUUCAGACAAGCGAUUGCGAAAUUCAUGGAGAAGGUUAGAGGGAAUAGGAUAAAAUUUGAUCCGGAUCGUAUAGUUAUGGGCGGAGGUGCUACCGGAGCAAAUGAGGCGAUUAUAUUCUGUUUGGCUGAUCCUGGCGAUGCUUUUCUUGUUCCUUCUCCGUAUUAUCCUGCAUUUGACCGUGACCUAACAUGGAGAACUGGUGUCCAGAUUAUUCCAGUUGAUUGCUACAGCUCGAACAAUUUCCGAAUUACAAAAGAAGCCCUAGAAAUAGCAUAUGAUAAAGCUCAAAACUCUGGCAUCAACGUCAAAGGUCUCAUCUUAGCCAAUCCAUCUAAUCCACUUGGCACCAUUUUAGACCGUGACACAUUGAAAAACCUAGUAAAUUUCAUCAAUGAACGAAACAUUCAUUUGGUCAUCGACGAAAUUUACGCUGCUACAAUCUUUAACUCCCCGAAUUUCAUCAGCAUCUCCGAAAUAAUUCAAGAAAUGGAUUGUAACUACGAUUUAAUCCAUCUUAUUUAUAGCUUAUCAAAGGACAUGGGCCUCCCUGGAUUCCGAGUCGGAAUUAUUUACUCGUACAACGACGCGGUUGUGAACUGCGCUCGUAAAAUGUCGAGUUUCGGAUUAGUUUCCGCGCAAACUCAGCUUCUGCUCGCUUCGAUGCUUUCUGAUGACGCGUUCGUGGAUUAUUUUCUUCGAGAAAGCUCGAGAAGGUUAAAGAAACGGCACGUAUUGUUCACCAAAGGUCUCGAACAAGUCGGAAUUACUUGUCUGAAAAGUAAUGCUGGUCUUUUUGUUUGGAUGAACUUACGUCACCUUCUUAAAGAAGAAACAUUUGCAGGAGAAAUGGAGUUAUGGAAGGUGAUCAUUAAUGAAGUGAAGCUGAAUGUUUCGCCGGGUUCUUCGUUUCACUGCGCGGAACCUGGUUGGUUUAGGGUUUGUUUUGCUAAUAUGGAUGAUGAAACUGUAUCAGUCGCAUUGAAGAGGAUUAGGGCAUUUGUGGGGAAAGGAAAAAAAGAUCAUCAAGAAAAACCAAUGAUCAAAAGAUCAUCGUGGCAAAAGAAUCUACGGUUGAGUUUCUCUGGUCGGAGAUUUGACGAUGGAGCUACGUCGCCGCAUGUGAUGCCGUCGCCUCACUCGCCGAUUCCUCAGUCACCGCUUGUUCGAGCACAGUAAAAAGCAUUUACCAAAUGGUAAUAGUAAUGGUAAUUUCUAAUCUAUUGAUUUCUUGGAUGGAAUAAGGUUAAUUAUUUCCAAGAUUUUUUAAUUUUAUUAGGGUAACCAUCACUGAAUUAUUAUUUUAUUUUUGUAUUUCCCACUGAUUUGGAAGCUGCCAGCUUUUUUUGGGAAUAUUUUUUAUGUGUGUAAUUAUUUAUAUACCUAAUUAAGAUUAAUUAGGUGACAUUAGGUAAUGGGAGAGUGAGAAUUUAGGGCAAGAAGUUAAUGUAAGUCCAGAUUACAUCACUCUCCUAUUGUAAUUUGUAUGAAAAAAAAACUAGACAUGUGUGUAUUUUUACAUUAACAAUGUAUACAAUGUAACACAAAGCAAUAAAGUAUGUAAUGAUAAUUUCAAAUUAUUCCUAUAAAAAUAAUUUUUAA